AUGGCUGGCGGCGCUCCCAAUUGGCUCCAUGUGGAAACGGAGGAUGAAAAUCCGCGCCUGACAACUUUGUCCAGCUGCAUGACGCUCAGCGACGUCCAGUGCGAUGGCUAUAUCCGACUGCUGGCUGCCGACAUUUCGCUGGAGGACGAUGCCAAAGAGCCGAGCGCCACUCUAAAGGUGUUCCGCGGACUCAAACUGAAGCUGGAGCAGCCCCUGCCGGGCAUACCGACUGCGAUUGAGAGCCUCUACAUCGACGAAACGGAGCCAAAGACGCCGGUCAUUGCUGUGGCCAUUGCCGAGUCGGUGCUGUUCUAUCGCCACCUGAAGCCCUACUUCAAGUACACCAUUCCCGCCCUCGAUUCGGAUGAUCUGGAGCUGGAGGUCUGGCGCAAGCUGCCCGUCGUGCAGGCCGACACCCACAACGCCCUGCUGGAGUCGCUCAAGGGCAUCGACCAUGCCAAGCUGUCGAGGAAAUCGCAGCGCCUGCUGCAACUCACCGAAGCGGAACGUCCUGCAUUCAUUAAGACGCAUACAGACUCGGCUGUGGGGCGGGUGGGCAGCAUUGUGAUCAUGUGCUGCAUUAAACGCGUCUCCAGCGAUGCCAAUCCGCCCUCCCACCUGGUGCUGGCCACGGACACUGGCCACAUAUUCGUACUGGAGCCGCAGGGCUUCAACCUGGUGUACCAGGGGAGCACCUGCAGCUACGAGACGGCCGUUCCCAGCCUGCUCUCCGUGCAGGGCACCUAUGAGACGGACUUUUGCAUUGUGGUGGCCACCCGGAACGGCGGCGUCUAUCUGCUGCGAAAGUCCAACAGCGUGGGGCAGGAGAUCUUCAAGCUGAGCACACCGCUGACAGGUCUGCUGCUGCUGCCCAUCGACCAAACGAUACUUGCCUCGACGAUGGACAGCCGCUACCAGUGCUACUCGAAGCGGGGCAAGCUGCUCUACCAGGUGCAGCUGGACUCCCAGCCCGUCUGCAUCCUGCCACUUAAUUUGACGCAUCUGGGCAUCACGCUGGUGGCCGUGGCGCUGAAGGGGGGCGCCGUCAAGUUCUUCCUCCAGCGAUAUCAGGUGGACGAGUUCGUCCUGGAGGAGACUGUGGAUGCCAUGCUGUACGGACGCAUGGGCAUGGAGGAUCACGUGCUGACCCUCGUCACGCAGUCGGGCCAGAUGAUUGUCAAGAUACUGCGCCGCGUCUCGCGCUUCGAGCCGAAAGCGGAGGCCCUGGCGGGCAGACGCUUGGGGGCCAGCGACCACAAGCUCACCGAUGGCUCCUCGAUAUUGGACAAGCCCAAAAAGAGCUCCAUAUUUGUGGAGCAGGCGGCCCGCGAGAAGCAGCAGGCGAAAGCAACCUACGGCAGCUUUCAGGUGGAGCUCUGGCGGCUGCGGCACACGGCAGCACGUGCCACCAUCGACGCCAUCAACUCGUCGGAGAGCACGAUAUCCGGCGACCUGACGCACGCUCCCGUCAAGCUCUCGGCGGAGGUUUGCGGCAGCGGGCCCGCCUUUCGCCUCUACCUCACCGUGCAGAACCUGUCGACGUUCAAGAUGGCCUCCAAUCUGAUGGUUCUGCUACACGCGGAUCGACGCCACUACGCCAUACAACAGAGCCUGGCCAGGCUGCCGAGCGUCCUGCCGGGCAUCCCGUUGCGCGUCGACUUCGAAGUGGUUGCGGUGCUGGAUGCCCUGGACAAACUGCCGCCCCCCAGCCUCACCCUGGACAACUCCCUCAUCCGCGUCAUGCUAAUGAAGGCUGGCCAGGCCAAGCCACUUAUUGCUGCCGCCGUGACCAUGCCCCAGUCGGAGGCAGCCUUCUGA
Molecule: messenger RNA, 1818 nt
Organism: Drosophila obscura
Lineage: Eukaryota; Metazoa; Arthropoda; Insecta; Diptera; Drosophilidae
Gene: BBS1
Product: Bardet-Biedl syndrome 1 protein homolog
Exons: 4
Coding region: 1-1818 (605 amino acids)
Biological process (GO): non-motile cilium assembly; protein localization to cilium
Cellular component (GO): centrosome; axoneme; BBSome
Molecular function (GO): smoothened binding; patched binding
Source: RefSeq, a predicted model, not a curated record